Messenger RNA from Linderina pennispora, 375 nucleotides. RefSeq names its product FAD-dependent thiol oxidase. Lineage: Eukaryota; Fungi; Kickxellomycota; Kickxellomycetes; Kickxellales; Kickxellaceae. The transcript has a single exon. Gene Ontology annotation, cellular component: mitochondrion. Gene Ontology annotation, molecular function: flavin adenine dinucleotide binding; flavin-dependent sulfhydryl oxidase activity. The record is from RefSeq and is a predicted model, not a curated record. The coding region runs from base 1 to 375 and encodes 124 amino acids.
AUGGGCAAGCUGGGCAACGAGACGUUGCGGGCGCAGCUGGGGCGGCGGACGUGGUAUCUUUUGCAUGUGAUGGCGUCCCGGUACCCGACCGAGCCGACCAAGGACGAGGUCAGCGCAAUGAAGAACUUUCUGUUCCUGAUGUCGCGCCUGUAUCCGUGCGGCGACUGCGCCCACCACUUCCAGCAGCACCUGAAGAAGCACCCGCCGGUGGCGUCGUCGCGCGACGAGCUCGAGCAGUACCUGUGUCGAAUGCACAACACAGUCAACAAGGUGCUGAAGAAGCCGCAGUUCGACUGCGCCACCGUCCACGACAACUACGACUGCGGGUGUGGACCUGAUAAUGUGCGCUACAAGCCCGAUGGCGCAAAGCCGUGA